Dicentrarchus labrax (European seabass) is the source of this 5176-nucleotide messenger RNA. Its product is annotated as hydroxycarboxylic acid receptor 2-like. NCBI's taxonomy places the organism in Eukaryota, Metazoa, Chordata, Actinopteri, Moronidae. Gene Ontology annotation, biological process: G protein-coupled receptor signaling pathway. Gene Ontology annotation, molecular function: G protein-coupled receptor activity. The record is from RefSeq and is a predicted model, not a curated record. Gene Ontology annotation, cellular component: membrane. The transcript is spliced from 2 exons. The coding region runs from base 3762 to 4736 and encodes 324 amino acids.
UCUUAUUAUUAUAAAUGGUUGUAUGGUUGUUGUUUUUUUUGUGUCUGCCUCUCUCAGCUGUAGUCAGUGACGUCACUCCAAUGAAACCCAUUGAGGAUUAUUUGAAAGAUAGUUUUUUCUUUCCUCUAUUUUCUCUUUUUGAUCACGAGAUUGUAUCUUCAAGCAGUGAUGACAUAAACCAGGAAAUGAGGUUCAGAUUAAAAUCAAGAUGGGUGAGCCAGUACACUUGGCUGUGACACUCGGAAACAUGAAGCAGGACAUACAGUGUUAUUCAAGUGAUCACUGAUUAAAUUAAUUCAUUGGACCUGUAGCCUAGUAAGCAGAGCAGCUAAUAUGGUUGCAGGUAGUUAUGCCCCCUAUUCAAAGCAUGCAAACAAUGCUGAUAAGUCCUUCAAAGGUCCAGUGUGUAACAUUUAGGAUGAUCUAUUGGCAGAACCGGGGUGUAAUAUUCAUUGGUAUGUCUUUAUUAGUGUAUAAUCACCUGAAUAUUGGAAUUGUUGAGUUUCCAUUACCUCAUAAUGAGCACUUUUUAUCCACAGACACCAUGGUAGCCUUCCACUGGCUGUAGAUAGGGGUUUUCCUGUUUUACGGUCACUGUAGUUUCUCCUAAACACUCCACAGCCCGUUCUCAUUCCCAGGUGGACAAAUACAGAUGCGAGCAGUGUUCAGUUAGUUGCAAUGUGCAGCUUCCUUGCUAGAUGCCACUAAAUCCUACACACUGUUCUAGUGGUCAACCGAUAUGGGUUUUUUGAAUGCCGAUAUUUAGAGAGCAGGGCUGCCGAUGACCGAUAUAUAAUGCCGAUAUCAAAACUAGCCUAUAAUAUGUAGUAUAAUUCUAUUCUAUAGGAAAUUCAGGCAUAUUUUUUAUUUUUCACCACUUUACCAAAACUCACAGAGUGGAGUGCUAACAUUGUUUCAUAGCAGCCACACUGGCAUAGCUGUCUGCAGACAUUUUUUGUUUAUCAGCCACAUGAGCACAGACAUCGGCCAAUGCAGAUUAUCUCAAAAUGUCAGAUAAUCGGCCCAAUUAAUAGGCGGACUGAUUAAUCGAUCUAUCGCUACAUACUACUACUAUCUUUAAGAUGAAGUUAGCAAUGUUCAAAGUGCCAUUGUGGUCUUUUAAGGGAACUCUGUGUCUUUGGGUGUGACAGAAACAGGACAGAAAGCUGAUGUAAGCAGAUCAAUGUCUGAAAAUAGAAAAACAUUCACUUUACUCAACAUGACCAACCAUAUGCCCCAGAGGUAUGUGGAAUUACCUGUUUUGUUUCUCUUAAUCACUGCUUCCUCCGUCUUUUAUCAUUCCACAACUUCACCCAAAAACUUUUCCGAAACAAAUCUAUUGAAAUUAUCAAGACACAAUGGUAACAGUCGUACAUUUGAAAACUGGACAGCAUAAUUCAUUUCCCCCACUUUGCAGCUCAGGUGUAGUUCUUCAGCACCUCACCAAGUGUUUGACAGCAGACUGGAAUAAGAAAGCUAACACAGUUGUUUCUACAUUUUAGACUCUGUCUGCAUUUCAGUCGUCCUCAAGGUUGUAGGACUGGUAUUUCACGUUUGUUGCGCCGGGUGGAGUAGCGACCAUGAUGUUUUGUUCCCAUGUAUGCAGGUGAAGGAAACACGAGGGCAGUUGGGACAACAGGAGAAGGGAACAAAAGGACAUGUUUGCCCCGCAGGCCAAACAGGCUCUUUCACAUUUUUCCACAGUGGUUCUGCACUGUAACACUGCACACAUAUUCUCAACCAGCCGGCGAAGUGGCACGGCCCAGCUGACAUCCAUGGAUAAAUUACAGUGACAGCACUGACAUGUGCAACGAUCAGCACUGUUAAGUCAUGUGAAAAUAGUUCAGAGCAUUCUUGUGUAGGUCUUAUGGAUAGUGAUCAAAAAGUAAAGAUGGAAAGUUUGUUUUUCUCUCAGUUGCUUAUGUGUGUUGUCUGUCUGUAUAUGUUUUAUGGCUUUGUAAAGCACUAUUAAUUGCUUUUAUGAGAAGGUGCUCCACAAAAAAAAAGUUAAUUCAUUAAAUGCUGAGCAAUGGUCACUCCUACAGCUUGACUUCUUUACUCGCUCUCCUACUUCUAAGCAUAUGUGUCUUUAUUAGUCACACAGCUUUUUAUAAAAUCUUACAAAAGAGAUAAGAAACUUGUCUCCACAUGGCUCUAUGCUCUCAUAACUGACUGGUGUUAUUAAAAUAACCACCACCCAACAACUUCCCUUGUGGUCAAUUUAAGAGGAACGGUCACUCAAAAGUGACUCAGGGAAAGAUGCUUCACAUGAAGCAAUCUCUAAAACAUAUGGCAAAGGAAGCAUUUUCAAAUUUGAACCACUAGAUAGCAGUAGAGGUUCAUAAACUGUGAGCGUCCUCCUAACUUAUUUCAGCCUAUUGUCUGAUUAUGAAAUAACUUUAGGAAGGAAUCAAUUAAUUGGUUUGAAUUCAAACUGUAUGUAUGUUACUUUGAAUACAACUUAUAUCUUUGUUUUAAACCAUCCUGCUCAUCCCCUCGUCUGCUUGUUCUCAAAACCGUCGCACUUCACCCUCCUCCCUCACCCAAAACAGAAUAAAUAAUCUUUGUAAACGUUAUAUAAUAAUGUGUAUUUUUUUCCAACAUCCAAACCUAAUUUGCUCAUUUAUGUCAGUAAGUGCAAUUAAUAUAAAAUAAUCCCCUUGCAUUAAGAUGAUAUUUUAUUUUGUGAUCCGACUCAGCUGUGCUGUUUCAUAAUGACACCGAUCUACUCACAAGAAGAUCAGCUGCACACAGUCAGCUGGUCUUUCUCAGAAGGCUGUGAAUUACGUAUUGCAGUAGUCAUGCAUCUCAAAAAAGAUUUACUUCACACCUCUGCAGCACAUGUGUCAAUGCUGUGUGACAGAUUUAUUUCUGCAGAAUGGGAUGUUCUUUGUAUUCACGAGCCCGAUAAUCAAACUGAAGAAUAAUUGUGCUUCAUUUCAGUCAUUCUAGUUGAAUUACUAAAUAAAUCUGCACUGCUGGGAGUCUGGAAACAGGCUACAUUUUCACAGCUGUGACCACUAUUGGCCAUUACAAUACCAAAACCUAAUUGUUACACACUGACCUUUAAUUCAUAUAUUCAGACUCUGUAUUUAGUGCUUUGUAGGCAGGCCGGAGCACAUCGGUGAAUUGGGACCCUCAGGUUUCUCCACAGAUGUUCAGUAGAGGUACCACUCUGGACUUAUUGAGGCUUAAUUGUCCCCAGAACACUCCAGCACUGUUUUGUCUUUUUGUGUUUAAGGUUGUUGUGCUGUGACCUUCAACCCAGUCUAAUGUCACACUGGAGGUCACCUAUUAGCUUAAUUCAUUGUGCCCUCAACCCUGAUCUGUCUGUCUUUUUAUUAUGUGAUGCAUCAUCACAGAAUGAUGCAGGUACCUAGUUGUAGUCCUUGGCAAUGCAACAACGAGCUAAGCUUUCGAGCGCAACAUUUGUUGCUGAUAGUGUAACACCAGUGUGUCCUGUGGCUUGUGGCAGCUGCUGCAUUUUCUCACAUGCAAGUAAGAGUUUCUCAGAGUUAAUAAUUAUUUGAAUUGAAACACGAACUACAUUCAAUUCAAUUUCUUGAAAAAUCUAACAUCUUUGAGCAGUAAAGAUAACUUAUGUUGUGUUCAUACAAAAAAAGCAGAACCUGAAUUUCCUGUAUAUGUCAAAACCACAACCACAGUUUUUUUCUUUUUAAGUUUCCCCUUUAAAGAAUACAAAUAGUCAUUGAGGGUUUAUUUCUUUGACCUGUAGCCAGCAAGACAACACCUAACUCAACAUGCAAUGCAAUUUUAAUGGGACUCUACUGAUCAGUGUUCUCCCUCCACUGCUGGUCACAGAGUUUCUUUUGGGAAUCCUUGGAAAUGGUUUUGCUCUCUGGAUCUUCUGCUUCCACCUGAGGCCCUGGAAGAGCAGCACGGUGUUACUCUUCAACCUGGCAAUGGCUGAUUUUCUGCUCAACGUGGCUUUGCCUUUCCGUGCUAGCUACUACAUCUCUAAGAUUAAGUGGAUGUUUGGAGGCGCUCUUUGCAACAUCUGCCUCUUCAUGUUGGCAAUGAAUCGCAGUGGAAGUACCAUAUUCUUGAUGGCUAUAGCUGUGGACAGGUACAUGCGUGUGGUGCAUCCCCAUCAUCCCAUCAACUCUUUGAGUGUCUCCAAAGCCAUGUGUGGGGCUCUUGCACUGUGGCUGCUCACCAUCUCAAUGACAGCUCAUGUUUUCACUUUGCAACAUAUCAACACAACCUACUGCGAGAGCUUCAUGAUUGAGACUGAACCCAAACAUAAUCAGAUCUGGCAUAAGUUUGAGUUUAUCUUUUCCUUCAUUGUACCUCUGCUUGUGAUUCUCUACUGCACAAUCAGCAUUAUUCGCCACCUGAGAGGGAGACAGUUGGCCCAGCAUGCAAAGAUUAAGAAGGCUCUGUGCUUCAUCACUGUAGUGGCAGUGCUCUUCAUCAUUUGCUUCCUCCCAAGCAACAUAAUGCAGCUGCUGAUUUUGAUCAAGACCAAUCAACUAGCCAAAACCCUCCCCGUAUCCCAAGUCUGUCCUGCCCUGGAAAACCUGACCACCGUAUUUUACAUCACCAUUAGCCUGACCUAUCUCAACAGCACGUUGGAUCCUGUGGUCUACUACUUCUCCAGCUCUACAAUCAAGAACAUCUGCAGGAAAGUUCUUCAUCUGCCCCAAACAAAGACUGAUGAAAGUACGGAGAAGAAAACUCGGGAAACAGGCUCCCAGUCGCUCAGCCAGCUGUGAUCAAAAAGCCACAGUCAAGGAAAUCAUUGCGAUGGAUGUAGCUAACAUUUUAAAACUAAAAUGCUUCUCCAAAAGCUGUGUUUGUGUUAAGUAAGUGCUACAGCAAGAUAUUACUUUGUAUUUUUAUGGUAAUUCUACUAUAGAUAUUAAAUAUUGCCUUAAGUUGUGUUAUUUUUACUAUAUUUUAUCUAUAUGACUGCAAAAUCUAAAUGUCUUUUGGGAAACAAAUGCUAUCGUAAGGCUGCAACUAUAUACUUUUAUUUUGUCCUACUUAUAAACUAAACCUUAACUCACAAACAUAGUUGUGUUUUUUUCACACUUAUUACCUCAUAUAAAUAAAAUACCAUCCUGUAAUUAUAAGAAAACAACAACAACAUAAUGAAACCAUGUCAGAUUAAGAGAUAUGAAGAUGAUUUUAUGAUGAUAAAAAUGUCUCCAAA